UCACUUUCCAACACAUGUGCUUCAGUCUGACUGGGAGAAGGAACCGCAUAGUUUCACUAUUCAUAACAGGACUUCCCUGCAACGCUUUCAACGUGUGUGGGGGGAAACCCUUUUUAAAAAAAAAAAAAAAAAAAAAAAGAAACUUUCGCUCAACUUUUGAAAACUUCAUUCAAAAAAGCGUCGUGGGAGAAAAGAGAGAGAGAGAGAUACGCAAUCUCACUUUUUUUUUUUUUUUGGUGUGUUGGAGAAAAGGUAGAUAGUUUUCUCAGCGUAAGGAAAUAUACCUCCACAUCCAUCCUUCCAGGGUCCAAAGCCCGCUGCUUUGCAUCUGCAAGCCAUGACGCGAAGGUCCUGCGCGAUCUACACGGUGGGGGCCAUCUGCGCCCUCCUGCUGGUCACUGGCAUCGCCUUGAUGGUGGCUCAGGUUUUCCCCAGCAUGAUGCACAAACGCCUGAAAAAGGAGAUUGUUUUAGUGGAGGGCAGCCGCGUGUUUGACUCAUGGAAGACCCCUCCUCCUCCCGUCUUCAUGGAGUAUUUCUUCUUUAAUGUGACCAAUGUGGAUGAGCUCCUUAAAGGGGCCAAGCCAGUUGUCAAUCAGGUUGGACCCUACACGUACAGAGAGUAUAGGUAUAAGGACAACGUCACCAUGGUGGAAAAUGGUACAAAGGUGUUGGCGUACAACACUAGAAGCUUUGUGUUUCUGAGAGAUAAGUCUGUUGGUGACCCGGCUGUCGACGCUAUCACCACCGUCAACAUCCCUCAUUGGGCUGCAAUGAACAAGAUGCAAGGAUUCGCCAAGUCCUUUAUGUUGAACAUGAUGAUAAGCGCAUCCAAGAGUACUCUCUUCACCACCCGGACCGUACACGAAUUACUUUGGGGAUAUCACGACGCUUUGUUGGAGCGUAUCUCCAGGUCCAAACCUGAGGUGGAGAAGGUCUUCGGCCUCAUGUAUAAGAAAAACGGAAGCCACAACGGGGAAUUUGUCUUCCACACCGGAGAGCAGAACUACUUAGAUUAUGGACGCAUCGAAACAUGGAAUGGGGAAAGGCAACUGACCUACUGGUCAACUAACAUAAGCAACAUCAUCACCGGAUCAGACGGAAGUGCUUUCCACCCUCUGCUGAACAGGAGUGAACGCAUUUAUGUCUUCAGUCCAGACUUGUGCAGGACGAUCUACAUGGAGUUUGAGAAGGACGUUAAGGUGAAAGGAAUCCCCGCCUACCGCUUCACCCCUCCCCGCUCCGUGUUCGCCAGCAAGCAGGAGAACCCGGCCAACGAAGGUUUCUGCGUCACCCCUCAGGAGUGCCUGGGAACCGGGGUCCUUAAAGUCAGCCCCUGUCGGAAUGGUGCCCCAGUGGUCGCCUCCUUUCCACAUUUCUACCUGGCAGAAGAUAAAUAUAUAUCGGCCAUUGAAGGAAUGUCCCCUCAAAGGAGUCACCACCAGACGUUUUUAGACCUCAACCCGACAACUGGAGUGAUUGUGCGUGCAAACAAAAGAGCACAAGUUAACGUCUUGAUUAAAAAAAUCUCUGGAUACCCAGACACUAAAGCCCUGAAUGAAACAAUCUUCCCUGUUAUGUUCCUCAACGAGAGUGUGGAGAUCGAUGAUGCAUCUGCAGCGAAGGUGAACAAGCUGCUGAUGAUCGUCAACGUGGGCUCCAACUUCCCGCUUAUUAUCAUGGGACUGGGCGGGAUCAUGCUGCUGGUCUUCAUCAUCCUUCUGGUCAGGGCCCAUCAGCAGAAGAAGGAAGCUAAGCGCAUUGUGUUUACCAAGGCUGUCUAUGCUACCUCAACUGAAGACGACACCUCUUACACGCCGGUCAGCAGCAAGGAAAAGGACGAUGGCCAGAAUGGAAACUACAUUGGUCUGACGGCUAAACUGGAGCAAUAAGCUCGCGGAGGAAGGAUGGGAUGGGGCUGUGUGAGACGGGGCGGCGUGGCAUCCUUUUCGCUUUAAGCCCAAUGUAUUAGAUUUCCUUGGUUAAACACAUGCCACCCCUAGUCCAGGUAUAGCCAUCGGACCCCUGAAAGUAUUUUUGUCUUCCUCUGGGCCCAACGCCGUCAGAUUCUAAAACCCUCCUGACCUGCAAAACGAAGGUUAUUGAGGGUAAACCGCGCACCGGCAUCUUUAAAUGUAGUAUUUGUGAGAAUCGUCGCUCUCAGGGGGUCUCCUACCAAGAUGCUGCCAAACAUUCUUAAAGCGCGAGAGGCGCAAAACUGCAAGUGAGCUCUUUCACAAGACAUUUCAAUCAGUUCAGUAUUAUUUUGUCUAAUCUUUCUUUAAUCCCUAACUCAGUGAUGCAAAGCAUGUGUUAUUCUGUGUGUCGGCUGUCCUUUUCGAACCGAACGCGUCACGGCGUAAAAUUCAUGGAGUUUCACGUAUAGACGGUGGGAGUGGAACAACUUUCUGUUGUUAGCGUUUGAUCGGGAUUGAAGCUCAAACAUAACACUUUGUUAUUGGAUAGUUAUAUUUUUGUAAAGUUAAGCAUUUGUCACAGUUUUUUUCUAUUAAUAUGGUAAUUGGUAAUGUAGAAAUCUUCGAACGGUGAAAAUCAAAGUGUUGCGUCUAGGUUACAGCUAAUGUUUUACCUGCAGCAGAUAACUCUCCUAACGUCUUCGUUUAGCAUAAAGCCAGGUUAGUUGGUGACAGGUGGCCCGAUAAACGCCCAUCUCAAAAAUAUCGUCGGAGGUUAUGGCUAUUCACAGAGGACUGGAUGAUUAGUUUGAUGACAAAUGGAACUAGGAGUCUGCGCCACCAGUGAUCUUCCUGUGGGAAACGGGAACAGAAAAUGAAAAGCUUUUCUGGUCAAAGUAAGCAGUGUAAAAAUCAAUAAACGGGGUUCACUUAAACCUUUUUAAAAUGUAUUAACUUUUAUAAGAGAUGCUACUCUGAACCUUUGUGUUGUCAGUUCAUCUUUUGUGCCGGAAGAUCGUUGUUGCCGGGACGCCUCCGACCUCCAUUUCCUGUUUAAAUAACCAUCAGCUUUUCUUUAUUCCUCUAAUUAGCAUCCUUUCAGGACAGACGUGAUUUGGCGUGUUCUCUUUGUUUUGCCUUUUGAACUUUCUCUGCUCAGGCAAACACACAAUAACACCAAUAAGUGCCAGAUACUGAAAGCUGAAGUGGUCUUGAUAAAAGCCUAUUUUUUGACAGCUCUGCCUACAUGUGAUCUAAAUAAAUAAAGGUUAAAUUUUUUUGUUUUUUUUAAGAUGGUAUAAGUCCCUUUGGUCUUGGCCCCUUUAGAAGUCGCCGUUACCCUCGCCGUGCAGUACCAUCAAACCAGACGGCGUGAGAGUUAUCUACUACAGAGGCAGAACUUCUCUUGAAACAGCCUGAACUAUCCCCUCGAUAUGAAAUAAUUUAUAUACCCUGUACAACUGAUUUUACUAACAAUUAUGUUAUUCAGAAAAUGCUUUUAACUGCUGUAGCUGUGCGUUUUAAAAGAUUGUUGUGUGCGUCCUGUUGUAUUUUCUUUAUAAAAGAAGAGCCUCGCCAUAUAAUUUUAUCUUCAUCUUCCCGCUACCAGGCGAAAAGUGGAAUAUAAGAUUUAUAGAAGUUUAUUUCUUUUGAUAAUGAAUUCAGAGACAUAAAGGUUGUUUUUAUUUCAUGUGAUUCUUUUUUUUUUUUUUUUUUUUUCAUUUUUGUGAAAUCUCAAAAAUGCUGUGGAAUGAUUCAAGUAAACCUGUGAUGAGCCCCAGCUGUCAUGACUGCUCCUGAAAAAACAUGUCAGGAAGGAUUUUAACAGUAGAUCUUUAUGCACACAGAUCAGAAAUUACAAUGUACAUAUCAGGCAACAGCAGAGAGAUAAGAUUUUAUUAUUACUCUUUAGAGCAUAGAUAAAUCUAGUGACGCACAAUGAAAAAGCUAAAUGGAGUUUUUAUCCUGUUGCAAUUGUUAUUUCAUGAGAGCAAUACUCUUUUUAGAUAGAAAUUUUGUGAGUAUUUUAUAUAUAAAGAAAAUAGGCAGUAUUAUACCAUAGAAAUCUGGCUGAAGUCUGAAAGAGUAAAUUAUUUUUUGUUACAUUUACAAAGCCAAAACACUGACAUCGUAGACGUUACACCGGGAUACUCUGUGCCAAAUUUUGAUCGGUGCUGUUCUGUGAAACUAUUGUUACUUCCACAACUGCAUAUUCCUCUGAUCGUCAACUUUUGAAAUGUUGACUGUUGGUAAUGUUUUUACUGUGUUCACAACAAUAAAGAGUAGUUUCAGUAGA
Fundulus heteroclitus (mummichog) is the source of this 4211-nucleotide messenger RNA. Its product is annotated as lysosome membrane protein 2. Gene Ontology annotation, biological process: protein targeting to lysosome; receptor-mediated endocytosis. The record is from RefSeq and is a predicted model, not a curated record. Gene Ontology annotation, molecular function: scavenger receptor activity. Gene Ontology annotation, cellular component: cytoplasm; lysosome; membrane. The coding region runs from base 338 to 1891 and encodes 517 amino acids. The transcript is spliced from 13 exons. NCBI's taxonomy places the organism in Eukaryota, Metazoa, Chordata, Actinopteri, Cyprinodontiformes, Fundulidae.